Messenger RNA from Penaeus vannamei (Pacific white shrimp), 607 nucleotides. NCBI's taxonomy places the organism in Eukaryota, Metazoa, Arthropoda, Malacostraca, Decapoda, Penaeidae. The record is from RefSeq and is a predicted model, not a curated record.
UAAUGACGGUAAAAUGGCCUCCAGCGGACUCACGAUUUUAACCUUAUUUUUAUGCUGUGCAGCAAUCGAUGUCGCUUCAGGACUAGAAGUCAAAAUUGAGCCAAAUGUUAUGGAAAUAAAGAAUUAUGUUGGUGAUGAUCUUAUCCUGAGCUGCCAUGUGAAGAAAAGCAAAGAAGAGCAGGAUAAAUUCUCUCUCAGCUGGCAGGUUCCUUUUGAUAAGAAUGUGCGUGUAAAUAUUAGUGAUAUUUUGGGAACAUUAAUACUAUCGGUUCAAGAUCUACAUGAGACAGACCGGGGCAAUUACACAUGUACUCUUAUGAGUGAACAUGAUCCACCACUGAGAACAUCAGUGAAUGUUGUUGUGUUGCCAAGAGGCAGAGUUGGAUAUUGCUCCCAUGACUCCUUUCGCUGUUUGAAUGGAGAGUGUAUUUCUUCACGCUAUAAGUGUGAUGGUCAUGCUGACUGCACAGAUGCCUCCGAUGAACUGCAAGCAGACCAGUGUGGUUAGUUAAUUGAACUAUUAUCUUGCUCUUUUCACUUGUGGAUAUGGUAGUAAAACCCACAAUGCACAAACUAGAUUUUUUGAAGAAAGUGAGACAACAGUUUC